UGUGCGAUAGUUCACUAUCGGACGCUGCUCCAAUGCCCUGGAUCACAGCGUCUGUCUCCUCGCAGGACCCGUCGGCUCUACCCACAGUUCCCCGCGCUCAGACAAGAUGGAGGAACGCAGCAGCUGCAGGAGAACAAUGUUUGGACUCUGAACGUUAAAAGAAACGAUCGAGGGGGGAAAAUACACACACAGAGAGACAACGGUGGACAUGCACUGGAUGAGUGAGGUGGCCUUGCAUUGAAGCAGACCCCGUCGCCCCUGUUCCAGCAUCAGCGUCAGUGUGAUAACACUCUGAGCCCUGCCCCUUCAACAUGAGCCUGAUCCAGGACAAACUUGGCAAUGAGUUCCUCCGCUCUAACGGGGGCAUGGAGCCAGGCUUUGGUCCAGGCAUGCUCAUGUUCAGUCACCUGCCCCCUGUUACUAGCUUCACCCGGCUGGCCAGUCAAACCGUUAUGGCUGACCUGCAGCCCCACGAGAUGAUCUUGAAGAAGGAGAGGGACUCGCCGGACUGUGGAGGAGGAGGGAUGAGUGCUGGAGGCAUGGGUGGUGGAGGUGGCAUAGGAGGGAUGAUGGGAAGCAUGGGAGAUUACGUUCAUGCCAUGGGCAUUAAACAGGAGAAGGUCUCUGAACAUGAUUACAGGCUGCCUCUCUACCCGGGUGGUGGAGCUGGAACUGGAGUACGAAGUGGAGGAGAGUUGCUGGAGGUCUCGCUGGGCAACCAUCAGAACCUGGUGGUGCACGACCUCAGUCUGGGAAACCUGUCAGGACGGCUGGUAAAGGAUUCCUCAGGGAGGAAAGGUCGAAGGUCAAAUGGCGAGGGACAGGAGGGCAAGACACGGAGGAAACGAGGAGAGUCGAAGUCAAUGAUGCUGGAUCCAGAUGGAGGGAGCUUGUCUCCAAACUCCAAACCACACAUCUGUGAGCACUGCAAUGCAGCGUUCCGGAGCUCCUAUCAUUUACGCAGACAUGUGCUUAUACACACAGGUGAGAGGCCUUUCCGCUGCACUCAGUGUAACAUGAGCUUCAUUCAGAAAUACCUCCUACAGAGACACGAGAAGAUCCACAGUGGAGAGAAGCCAUUCAGCUGUGACCAGUGCAACAUGCGUUUUAUUCAGAAGUAUCACAUGGUGUCUGUGCCAAAGUCCCACUUUGGUCUCCUCGAGGGCUCGUCGCCUCCAACGGGCUUCCACUUGAGCGGCCUGGAGCCGUCUGUACACACGCAGCAGCUCACACCUUCCCAGGAGCUCACUGAACAGCUGGACAAGCAGCACACCUCCCCUCCGCCACCUCCACACACUCCCAACACCAACGCCUACCAGAUCACACCUCAGCCUCCCGACCUGGGCGGUCGGAAGGAACUGCAAGGGCCGAAAAACGGAGCCGCAGCCACCACUGGAGGAUUCUCCCUGGCUGCGUCCCAGGACCUGGCCACGCUGGACCCAGCCAAGGCUCCUUAUCAGAUCGAGAACUUUGCCCAGGCUUUCGGGGCGCAGUUUAAAGGGGGCAGAGUGUCCCUGGCCUUCAGCAGUGACUCGGGGGGAGAGGUGACUCACCGCUUACAGACAUCAGUCUCCGAAUUCUCAGGGUAUAGCAGUCUCUUGGCUGAUGCCAGCAACCCAGUCAGCAGUGGCUCCAAAACCCCAACAAGCCAAAGCUACAGGUGA
Sinocyclocheilus rhinocerous is the source of this 1664-nucleotide messenger RNA. RefSeq names its product zinc finger protein 281-like. Lineage: Eukaryota; Metazoa; Chordata; Actinopteri; Cypriniformes; Cyprinidae. The record is from RefSeq and is a predicted model, not a curated record. The coding region runs from base 312 to 1664 and encodes 450 amino acids. Gene Ontology annotation, molecular function: DNA-binding transcription factor activity, RNA polymerase II-specific. Gene Ontology annotation, biological process: regulation of transcription by RNA polymerase II. Gene Ontology annotation, cellular component: nucleus. The transcript is spliced from 6 exons.